CCGCCACUUUCUCGUGACAGGACUAGACAGGAGCUGAAUCGACUUGAACAGGAAGCCGUCGGAGAUUCUGUGAGGAAACGCAGGAACAACAAAGAGGAGGAGGAGGAGUGGGUGCCCGGUUUUUAAACCUGCUUUAAUAGAAUUUUGGGGGAAAGUACACUGCCUUUGUUGUCGGUGAAAGAGGUUUGUUUGCAUGUGAGGGUAAAGUGAUUGCUGAGCCGACAUGGCGAACACCACAGAGGAUGUUGAAAACAAUACGGACCAACAACAGACAAAUACCAGCCCAGAACCCAACCCUCAACCCAAUGAGGCACCAGAGACGAGAGCACGGUCCAGGGGAGGCUCUGGGGCCGGAGCAGGGGAUGGAGGAGGAGGAAACCGUACUAACCCCGAGCAGAACGGGCAGCCACCCGCUGCUCGUCCCGCUCGAGUCGUGGAGACCGAAGAGGAAGAGGAUGAGGAGAUGACCUUGAAAUACGGGGCCAAGCACGUCAUCAUGCUCUUUGUGCCUGUGACCCUGUGCAUGGUGGUGGUCGUGGCAACCAUAAAAUCUGUCAGCUUCUACACCAGGAACGAUGGACAGCGACUGAUCUACACACCUUUCCCAGAGGAAACAGACACCGUCGCACAGCGAGCCGUCAACUCCAUCCUUAACGCCACGAUCAUGAUCACUGUGAUCAUCGUCAUGACACUGGUGCUGGUGCUGUUAUACAAGUAUCGCUGCUACAAGGUGAUCCAAGGAUGGUUGUUUCUCUCCUCCCUCCUCUUGCUCUUCUUCUUUUCCUUCAUCUACCUCCAAGAGGUUUUCAAGACCUACAAUGUGGCCAUGGACUACUUCACCCUGGCAAUAGUAGUGUGGAACUUCGGUGUGGUUGGCAUGAUGUGUAUUCACUGGAAGGGACCUCUGCGGCUCCAGCAGGCCUACCUCAUCAUGAUAAGCGCCCUGAUGGCCCUGGUUUUCAUCAAAUACCUGCCGGAGUGGACCGCCUGGCUCAUAUUGGCCGUCAUAUCGGUUUAUGACUUGCUGGCUGUGCUCUGUCCUAAUGGACCACUGAGGAUUCUUGUAGAGACGGCUCAGGAGAGAAAUGAACCUAUAUUUCCAGCUCUCAUCUACUCCUCUACAAUGGUAUGGCUCGUCAAUAUGGCGGACACUGACAGGCCCAACAGGAACUCAACAGAAGCAGGUUUACCACAACAGCAGACUCAAGAAUCAGCGGUAGAGUCUCCGCCCCCCUCAAGUCCCUCGCAGGACGACGGGGGCUUUACGCCCAACUGGGUCAAUCAGCAGCAGCACCAGCUGGGGCCCCUUCAGACAUCUGAGGAGACCAGACGGGAGAUUCAGCAGAUGCCAUCUGCUCGUCCACCUGUGGAAGACGACGAUGAAGAGAGAGGCGUCAAGCUGGGGCUGGGAGACUUCAUCUUCUACAGCAUGCUGGUGGGGAAGGCCUCAGCCACAGCCAGUGGCGACUGGAACACCACGCUCGCCUGUUUUGUAGCUAUCCUCAUUGGCCUGUGUCUGACCCUGCUCCUGCUCGCCAUCUUCAGGAAAGCUCUCCCCGCUCUGCCCAUCUCCAUCUUUUUUGGCCUCGUCUUCUACUUUGCAACAGAUAACUUGGUGCGGCCCUUCAUGGACAAGCUCGCUCUUCACCAGUUCUACAUUUAGCAGGACGCCUGGGUCCCCCCCCCUCAACCCCCCCGCCUUCUGGCCAGCAGCAUGACAGCACUCCCUUUAUGGCCAGGAGAAUAAAGGACGAUGCAGCGGCCCCUCUGCCCCCUUAAAAACACCUCUAGAAACUCAUGAUGCUGGAGACACCAGCUGAUUUCACUCUGCCUUCAUUUCUGGCACCGAGAUAUUUUCCACAAUGGCUGUUCUUAAAUUAAAUUUUUUCCUUUUAAACUUAAAAAGACAUUUCCCACCAAGUGGAGACCGAAUCUUCAGUUUGUCCAACAACUACAGCUCUGAGACACUGACUAAUUGGGGGAUAUUAGAUCCCGAUUUAGAUCUGGAGGCUCUUCUCUUUCCAUAUACGCACAGCCCCACCUAAUAGGGGUUUUACAGCAGGUGCCUUCCUCAGGUACACCUACAUGGUAGCUGUUCUCAACGAGGGAGUUUUCUCUUUUAGCUCCCUUAAAGAUUAUAGCAAAAAAAAAAAAUCCUCUCUUAUCCAUUUUCAUUACAACUCCAGCUCUAACCCUUAUAGCGCCUUCAUUACAUGAACAGACACAGUGACACUGCAGAUAAAUAGAUGAUGUGUUAUUUGAAUGUUUACGAGGUUUUGGCGCCUGCUUUGCUCUCUGCUGUUAGAGUGGUAGAUAUUAACUGCGUUGUUAUUGUUUUCCAUUUCCUUAGACACAAAAAUUUAAAUUGGGUGAUUUCCACCCUCUAAGAUGAAUGAACACGUCUCCCCCUUCUGUGAUAAAACGGGGAUUUUUAUUUCAUUUUUUCUUGACAGUAUUGAGUUUAGAGUUGAUUAGGAGACUUCACCACGUUUUCGCCCUCACUUUCACUUUUGAGACUUCCCAGCUGGAAGAGGUAGGCAGGCGAACGUCAGCCACUGAGCAGUCCUGCUGGAGUAAUCUGAGGGUUCAGUGCCUUGCUCAAGGGCAUUUCUGUAGUUCUUGUUAAACCUGUGUGACAGACGUGUGCUGUGUCUUUGUCCCCCAUCUGUCCAGGGAUUGUAACCUGUGAUCAUUUGGUCACAAACUUUAAACCUUUAGGCUACAGCUGCCCUCAUGAUGCUCGCCUGGUGCUGUUUGGAACUAUGCUACGUCCAACCCUGAACUCACUGCAUCGCACAGAUGCCGUCGGGAUUUAUUACUCUUUCAUUGUGAUACGAAGAAAAUGUUUCAAACCAGUUUCAAGUGUUUAGACAUUUUGAAAUGUAUGCUAGUAUCCAGCAUCAGGCCGUGCUUAUUGAGAGAAUAUGAUCCUUUGUAAACAUUUUUGGGAUGAACAGCUUUGUCAUGUGUUAUGAGCUGUUUUGGAUACAAAAAAAAGGACAAAACCAGCAACUCCAACCUAAAAGAUGGAAUCUGGUUUAGAUAAAAUUAAGCUGUUUAAUAAAAGAACUGAUAUUGAAUAUAAAGGAGGACCAGCUGCACUGAUUGUUUUUUCAUCAUUGCACCCGGGCUUUGUGCUUGUGAAGAACCCCGGAGGGAACAACAAUAAUAAUAUUUCUGCUGAAGCAGCUUUUACUCCCAGUUAUGUUCAUUAAGAAACUGUUGGGUGACUGGCUUACUUCUGUUUCUUUCACAUACAUGUUAUGCAAGGUUAUUCCAAUUCAGAUUAUGUUCUUUUUUUAAUAAAAAGUGAAACAUGAAA
Messenger RNA from Cyprinodon tularosa, 3322 nucleotides. It is a transcript of the gene psen1, whose product is annotated as presenilin 1. The transcript has 11 exons. Gene Ontology annotation, molecular function: beta-catenin binding; aspartic endopeptidase activity, intramembrane cleaving; cadherin binding. Bases 224 to 1663 code for a protein of 479 amino acids. The record is from RefSeq and is a predicted model, not a curated record. NCBI's taxonomy places the organism in Eukaryota, Metazoa, Chordata, Actinopteri, Cyprinodontiformes, Cyprinodontidae. Gene Ontology annotation, biological process: smooth endoplasmic reticulum calcium ion homeostasis; negative regulation of apoptotic process; calcium ion transport. Gene Ontology annotation, cellular component: dendritic shaft; nucleus; mitochondrial inner membrane.